Messenger RNA from Cordyceps fumosorosea ARSEF 2679, 1149 nucleotides. Its product is annotated as Tetratricopeptide-like helical. The coding region runs from base 1 to 1149 and encodes 382 amino acids. Gene Ontology annotation, molecular function: ADP binding. The record is from RefSeq and is a predicted model, not a curated record. NCBI's taxonomy places the organism in Eukaryota, Fungi, Ascomycota, Sordariomycetes, Hypocreales, Cordycipitaceae. The transcript has 4 exons.
AUGCAUCUCGAGGAGGCCGCCGUCGACAUAUUUGUCGAACUCAUUAGCUUCCAGCGCCACUGCAUAAAGUUUCUGCGAGAUACCGACAGGGAGGCGGAGACGGGAUGGCAAGAAUUCCACGUCGGCAAAGACAAGGUCAAGACUUCCAUAGACGGUAUUCUCGAAAUGGUAUGGAAACAUGUACGAUUCGCCAGCCACGUCGAAGAAAUGCAACGGCUGCAAAUGAUCCUGUCUCUUGCUACGAACAGCCCUAUCAGCCAAGCGAAUAUCCCGUUUUCCAACCUUCCGGUCACGCGGAAUGCCCGUUUCUUUGACAGAGACAACAUAAUCGAAAAGAUUGACGACCACUUUGCCCGCCAGUCCAUGACCAAAGGUCCUCGCUCUCUUGCCUUGUACGGCCUUGGAGGGGUCGGAAAAACGCACGUCGCUCUCAAGUACGCCAGCGUAAAAACAGAAGAAUUUCCCGCCAUACUCUGGAUCAAAGGCGAGACGGCAGAAUCAUUGGUACAGAGCUUCAGUGAAAUAGCUGUUCGCCUCAAGCUGCACGGCGCAGGCAUUUCCAAGCAUGAAGAGAAUCGCAUCUUGGUUCUUGAUUGGUUGCAGAAAACGAACCUAUUAGCUUGUCGAUGGCUGCUGGUGUACGACAAUGCGGAAACAUUUGAACUGCUGUUAAAAUAUUGGCCAGUCGCUAGCCAAGGCUCUGUCACAAUCACUUCCCGGAACCACAGUUUUGCGUACGAACCUGCCGAGACCGGCAUCGAGGUGCUCCCCUUUGACAGGCAGUCGGGGUUGGGCUUCAUCCUGCACAUGCUGUCCUUGGACAUUGCCACCGGCAUCAGCUCGCAAGAUGUGCAGUCGUCCCUCCAGCUUUCGGACAAGUUGAGUGGUCACGCCUUCGCCAUCUCGCAGAUGACGGGACUGAUCCACAGAAGAUCAUGGAGCAUUGCCGAGUUCAUCGCGAUAUAUGACCGCAAUACGAGACAAAUACACGGUAUGCCCGGCAUCAACUCUCUUGACGCGUCCUUAAGUCAAGGCUGCGCCAACAUGCUGGGCAUCAUGUGCUACCUAACGCCAAAUUCGAUCCCCCAGACACUAUUUAAGCCAGUCGAUGUACAAGACUUGCCCCCUGAGCUAGGAUUUUUGUCGUGA